GCGGCAACCUAGAGCUGUGUCAGACAAGCCUAGCAACCCGGCAGCCAUGGCGUCUUACUUUGAUGAGCACGACUGCGAACCGUUGAACCCUGAUCGCGAGGCCCGCAACAAUAUGUUGCUGGAGCUCGCGAGGAGAGUGCGCGGGGCUUGGAGCUGGGCCCCGGGCAGCAGAUCACUCUUUAAUAGGAUGGACUUUGAGGACUUGGGACUGGUAGACUGGGAACACCACCUGCCUCCACCAGCUGCCAAGGCCGUGGUAGAGAGCCUCCCCAGAACAGUCAUCGGUAGCGCCAAGGCUGAGCUCAAGUGCCCUGUGUGCCUUUUGGAAUUUGAGGAGGAGGAGACUGUCAUUGAGAUGCCCUGCCAUCACCUCUUCCAUUCCAACUGCAUUCUGCCCUGGCUAAGUAAGACAAAUUCCUGCCCCCUGUGCCGCCAUGAGCUGCCCACUGAUGAUGAUAGUUAUGAAGAGCACAAGAAAGACAAGGCUCGGCGGCAGCAGCAGCAGCACCGCCUGGAGAACCUCCAUGGAGCCAUGUACACGUGAGGCAGCAUUAGGGCUGUGAGCUUGGCCUCUGUGACAUCUAUGCCCUUUUGCACUUUGAGUCUUCAUUAAAGGUUUCUUUACCCACUCUGCAGAUGCACUGCUCACACGCCCGAGCAGGGGCUCUGCAUCCUCAACCCUGCUGCUAAUGAGAAAGAUGGCAAAGGUGUCAAAUGGUAGAAGGUGCCAGGCUGCAUUUCCCUUUCUGCUGGCUCUAGACUCUGGGUGGUGGGGCCUUGGUAGCAGCCAGGGCUUGGGUCUGAGUGUUCUUGGUUAGAAAUCAGACUGUGUCAGGGCCUGGCACUUUGUAGCUUUUUAAAACUGAUAAACUAACUUGCACCACCCCCUUCCGGAAGAAUCUAGUUAACCUUGGAACCUUUAGUUAACAUUUGGAAUCCUGGGGGUGUUCUUUAGUUCCACAGAGAAAACUUUUACAUUGUAAAAGUUGCUCUCUGUAUCCUGUCCCUGUAGGCCCCGGGUAUCAAGGAAUCAAAGUUCAAGCCAGACUGGGCAGGGGAAAGAAAUGAGACUACAAAGCCAAUCCAGGUCUUUAGCUUGUUUAGACUCAUAAAGGGAGCCAAGGUUUUAAGAGUGGGUUUCUAUGUGGCCCUGGCUGGCUGAGCCUGGUAUACACAGAACUUAGGAGAUCCUCUACCUCCUAGCUCCCCACUGCUGGGAUUACUGGUAUGUACCACCAUGCCCAGACCCUUCUGAUGUAUUUAGAUGGCAUCUGUCACUCUUAGUUACUGGCAACCCUCAAGAAUCUUUCUGGGAUGAAAGGGCUUCUCAUCCCUACCUACUGGAUCAGACCCUCCCUGAUUCUCCAGAACAGACUGCAAACAUGCAAAUUAGAAUUCUUUUAAUAGAUAUAAAAAAGUACUAAAAUA
This is a messenger RNA of Arvicola amphibius (Eurasian water vole), 1428 nucleotides long. It is a transcript of the gene Rnf181, whose product is annotated as ring finger protein 181. The transcript has 5 exons. Gene Ontology annotation, molecular function: ubiquitin protein ligase activity. Bases 47 to 544 code for a protein of 165 amino acids. NCBI's taxonomy places the organism in Eukaryota, Metazoa, Chordata, Mammalia, Rodentia, Cricetidae. The record is from RefSeq and is a predicted model, not a curated record. Gene Ontology annotation, cellular component: cytoplasm. Gene Ontology annotation, biological process: protein ubiquitination.